Molecule: messenger RNA, 615 nt
Organism: Colletotrichum destructivum
Lineage: Eukaryota; Fungi; Ascomycota; Sordariomycetes; Glomerellales; Glomerellaceae
Product: Putative tyrosinase copper-binding domain, di-copper centre-containing domain superfamily
Exons: 2
Coding region: 1-615 (204 amino acids)
Molecular function (GO): oxidoreductase activity
Source: RefSeq, a predicted model, not a curated record
AUGGACUGGAUGGACUUACACAGUUCUUCAAUCUGGAACAACCUAACAGGCUUCGGAGGGGACGGCGAUCCGUCCGGACCCAUUGUCGUUGGGGAAGGCCGCUGCGUGACUGACGGCCCGUUCUCCAAUCUGCGUCCCGUUAGAUAUAACCAUACGAGCUUGAAGCAUUGCCUUGCGCGGGGCUUCCGGAAUGAGGACGCCGUCGGUCGUCCCUUGAACACAUGGUUCGGCCCCGAGUCGAUCGGCAGGCUUCUACGCACACCUAGAUACCGCGACUUCGAAUGGGAUAUGGAAAACCGCCUGCACAACCGAAUGCAUCGCGCCGUCAGUGGGGAUUUUCUAUCGCUAACGGCCGCCAAUGAUUGUGCUUACAACACGGAUUGGACAGACCCCGUUUUUUACCUUCAUCAUGCGCAGAUAGACCAUCUUUGGUGGCGGUGGCAACAGGAGAACAAAGCAACCAGGUUAUAUGAAUAUGAAGGGAAACACAUGUUCAACUCGACAGAUGGAGAGGCAAGUCUUAGUGACAUGCUUCACUACGGAGGGUUCACUGAAGACAUCCCAGUAUCAUUUGUCAUGGACACGGAAGGCGGGCGUCUGUGCUAUAAAUAUUAA